AUGCUUCAGGUCAGAGGCGUUGCAAUGCAAUUAACACCCGCCCCACUUCAAUCAUACUCGCAUACUCGUCUCCACAUCUUCUCCCUCCUUCGGGGCAUGUUAGACUCGGCCAGGCCUACCGUCCUUUGUCGGUGUGCCAUAGAUUCGUCGGCCAGACGUCGGGGUGUGUGGUGCGUGGGCCUGAUGGGGGCCAGUAUAUGUGACACCUUUAACGCAUACACGUCCGUGUGGCUUGAGGGCUUGUGUGAAAGCAGUCGUCGCCACGAUGGGCUCUCGUCUGUCGCCUCAUUAUGCAUGCCCGGCAUAACACACCCUCAGACCGGCCCACACUCACUUGACAGACCACUUGGCCGUGCCGACGGCCUCGCGCCUCGCGCCUCGUCCAACCGUCCGUGCUUAAUCCCUUCAUCUCGUCAUGCCACAUCCGAGGCCCACUCGACGCCGUCUCUCGUCGCCAGACCCUGCGCUCGUGCCCCACUACCUCCGACACCGGUCGCCAGAUCCCAGACACGACCAAUCCCUCUCCAGUCAGGCCGACAUGAUGGAGGCGACAGGUGGAUCACCUCUUCCACUCCCUACUCCUCCUCUUCCUCCUCCUCCUCCUCGGAUCUGCCCGGCUCGACUUUAAUGCUAAUGAGACGGCAAGGAACAACCUGGAGCCGGAAAACUGUCGUCAGGCGCGAUUUACUAUUUGCACGACUGCCUCGUGUAAGCCAGCAGAUACAGCAAAUAGUAGCAAUCCACCGUUGCCACGACAAUUAA
Protopolystoma xenopodis is the source of this 762-nucleotide messenger RNA. NCBI's taxonomy places the organism in Eukaryota, Metazoa, Platyhelminthes, Monogenea, Polystomatidea, Polystomatidae. The record is from the annotation of a GenBank genome assembly.